AUGGUUAACCUUACCAACGUCUUGGAUUACCUGGAUGAUGUUCAAAAUGGCACGAGCAUAGUACUGGAGUUUAAUAACUCAACGCGAAGCAAUGCCACUGAGGCUACUCCCUUGGAUAGCGUUCACGAUUUGCAAUACAACAAGACGAUACGGAUUGUUUGUCUAUACGCCCUGAUCAUUCUGGGGCUGAUAGGGUCUACCCUUGUCUUCAUUUGGAUGUGGUUUAACCGUCGACUCAAGUCCAGAGUGAACUUACUUAUAUUAAACCUUACUCUUGCUGACCUCGUCGUUGUGUUUUUCGGAUGCAUUCCUCAGCUCAUAUGGGAAUAUUUCGACAGAGACUGGAUCGCUGGAGAGUUUAUGUGUAAAACAGUGAAAUAUUUGCAAGGUAUCGGGUUGAUGUCCAGUUCGUACAUGCUGGUCAUUUUGGCUAUAGACAGACAUCAGGCUAUCCGGGCACCUCUGCGGGAACCACCACCGGUAUGGGUUAUGGCGGGCAUCGGAUGGGGAAUCUCCUUGGCAGGCGCUUUUCCACAGCUCUUCGUCUUUCACCUGAAUCACACCAACGGCCACUGCGAGAACAUAUUCCGAGAGACGGAGAAAUCGAACCGUGCAGCUUAUUUGACGUACGCCUUGGUUUUGUCCUUCCUCAUUCCGCUCAUCAUCCUCGCUAUAUGCUACGCUCGGAUCUUUCUGAAAAUUUCCCAAAAAGCAGCAGAGAGCAAUACAAACAGGCGCCAGACCUUUAAACCAGGGAAAGUCCACCUCCAGAGUACGCCAUCGUCGUCCUUACCUAAGGCAAAGAUAAAAACACUCAAGAUGACUUUUGUGAUCGUCUCCACUUUCAUUUUCUUUGGACUGCCGUACUUCAUCGCCGAGAUGAUCAUGUCAUACGGAGAUCACCGAGUUUUGAACGCACACCUGUACGCAGUCCUCGGCGCUGUUGCUCCAGCAUCCUCUUCUGUUAACCCCUAUGUAUUCCUUUUGUUCAACGCCAACUGGCGUUGCCUUGCCGGACUGGGAAAUUCCCUCCCUUGGAGCAACGCCGUGCAUGAUAGGCGGCGCUAUAUUUACUCCAAUACAAGUUUGAGAACGGAAUUCACUUCCGUCAACAGUGACAUUGUAAGGUCAUCAAUGUACAAGCCAGCCAUCGUGGACAAAGACACGGUAGAGAUGUAUACCCUCCAUUGA
Liolophura sinensis is the source of this 1191-nucleotide messenger RNA. RefSeq names its product mesotocin receptor-like. Lineage: Eukaryota; Metazoa; Mollusca; Polyplacophora; Chitonida; Chitonidae. The coding region runs from base 1 to 1191 and encodes 396 amino acids. The transcript is spliced from 2 exons. Gene Ontology annotation, molecular function: vasopressin receptor activity; peptide binding. Gene Ontology annotation, biological process: G protein-coupled receptor signaling pathway; cellular response to hormone stimulus. Gene Ontology annotation, cellular component: plasma membrane. The record is from RefSeq and is a predicted model, not a curated record.